UCCACGCUCUGACUCGCGUCGAGUUCUCGUGGUGUCGGACGGAGGAUCGUUUUGCUCCCCGCCAGCCUGCAUGUAUGUUGUGUUGUGAGUUCCCCAACAUGGCUUUGCACAACGGAGUAAUGGAUUCAGUCGUGAUUCACAACGGCAACAGCGAAGUGCCCAUAAAGGACCACGACGCGAUCAAGCUGUUCAUCGGCCAGAUCCCGCGCAACCUGGACGAAAAGGAUCUGAAACCGCUCUUUGAGCAAUUCGGGAAGAUCUACGAGCUUAUAGUGCUCAAGGACAAGUACACAGGCAUGCACAAAGGCUGUGCGUUUCUCACCUACUGUGCCAGAGAAAGUGCCAUCAAAGCGCAGCACGCCCUCCACGAGCAGAAGACACUUCCAGGGCUAACCGAAUUAGUCACUCGAGGACUUCCUGUUCAACGUUCAGGAAAAGAAACAAAGCAGCGACGUGUUUCAAUUGAACCUGAUAUACUGUAA
Molecule: messenger RNA, 482 nt
Organism: Ornithodoros turicata
Lineage: Eukaryota; Metazoa; Arthropoda; Arachnida; Ixodida; Argasidae
Product: CUGBP Elav-like family member 4
Exons: 3
Coding region: 75-482 (135 amino acids)
Molecular function (GO): RNA binding
Source: RefSeq, a predicted model, not a curated record